AUGUCGUCUCCAACUGACUCGCUUCCAGAAACCAACGACCCAAUUAAGUCUUCAACCAACGAUCCAGUUAACUUUUCAACCAGAGACAUAAUUGAAUCUUCAAUCAAAGACCUAGUUAAAUCUUCAAAACAAGAUGCCACGGGAAAAAAGUUACCAAAAUGGAAACAUCGGUUAUGGAUAUGCGACCAGCACGGCAAACAAUUCUCCCUCAAAUUCGGAGAAGAACCUGAAGAACAAACUCACAUUAGACGCAAACAAUGGGAAGCAGCAAAUACUCUAGUAGAAUAUUGCCUAUCAGAGAAUUACGAGGCAAUGGUCUUGAGUCAGAUCAGGAAUAAUAAGACAUUUGAUGUCAUGAUUAUUUUUAGCAUGUCCUCUUCAUGCUCAUAUUGUUCUGUGGAAUUUACAUGA
Molecule: messenger RNA, 411 nt
Organism: Paraglomus brasilianum
Lineage: Eukaryota; Fungi; Glomeromycota; Glomeromycetes; Paraglomerales; Paraglomeraceae
Source: the annotation of a GenBank genome assembly